Porites lobata is the source of this 921-nucleotide messenger RNA. The record is from the annotation of a GenBank genome assembly. Lineage: Eukaryota; Metazoa; Cnidaria; Anthozoa; Scleractinia; Poritidae.
AUGAUCAACGUAAGCACAUGUGAAAAUGGGCUUCCAGCGUUCACGUUGGCGGAGAAGAUAAUUUUAUCCACUUGGUAUGGACUCGCAGGAAUGGCAGCCAUGACUGGUAACGCAGUUGUACUGUGUUUAAUAUAUAGAAUUCCUUCGUUGAGAACCACUUCGAACUUUUUUAUAUCCUCGCUGGCGGUAGCGGACCUUUUAGUAGGACUAGUUAUAGCUCCAGUGUGGAUCGUUCUCAGAUGUUGGUACACGGAUGUGCAAAACUAUGGCGAAGCUAUUGACUUCCUUUGGAUUCACACAACGGUGGCUACUACAUUUAACUUAUUGUGUGUCAGUCUGGAUCGAAAUGUUGCUAUAUUCUAUCCUCUACGCUACCAAAACAUUCUCUCUAAAAGAAGGUGUUUUUCAGCAAUAGCAAUAGUUUGGCUUAUGUCCCUGUGUCUUCCCUUCUCGAGGUUCUUGGUAGAUGAUAGCUCAGGCAAUCUGGCCUUAUGGAUGUCAGUUUCAGUGAUUACUAUCUUAGUGCCCAUGAUUAUCAUUUUGCUUUGUUCCGCUCGGAUUUUGAAAGCCACAAACAGACAAUUGAACAGAAUAAUUUAUAUCAACAGUUUGCCUCAUAACCAAGCUGAGGUUAAAAGAGCCAAAACGAACACCAAGGCUUCCAAGACUCUAUUCAUAAUAGUAGGGUUGUUUGUAGUCUCCUGGUUACCAAGUCUAGUCACAUCGUUUGUAAAUUAUUUUACUCAGUCCGGUUACUGCGGUCUCCUUUCCUACUACAACACAGUGUGGUUAUGGGUAGAAGCGGUUGCAUUCACUUCCUCGGGAAUUAACCCAUGGGUAUACUGCUUGCGAAAUAAUGAAUUUUAUCAACAUUUAAGUCGUCACUUUGGAUGGAAUCGAAAUAGGAUACAACCGAAACCG